Molecule: messenger RNA, 4068 nt
Organism: Micropterus dolomieu (smallmouth bass)
Lineage: Eukaryota; Metazoa; Chordata; Actinopteri; Centrarchiformes; Centrarchidae
Gene: fgfr1a
Product: fibroblast growth factor receptor 1a
Exons: 19
Coding region: 401-2908 (835 amino acids)
Biological process (GO): fibroblast growth factor receptor signaling pathway; positive regulation of cell population proliferation; protein phosphorylation
Cellular component (GO): membrane; signaling receptor complex
Molecular function (GO): ATP binding; fibroblast growth factor receptor activity; fibroblast growth factor binding
Source: RefSeq, a predicted model, not a curated record
UCCGGAGGAUGCGCAUAGUCUCAGAUUUAAGGGGGGAGGUUUGGAGCAACCCGGACUCUCGUUGUUUAACAGUAUUUCUCCGUCAGGAACGGUCAAAACUCUUAAUAGGAUUCAUUCAAGUACCACUUUUUGGUGUAAGAAUAUAACAGCGAACGACAUUUCGUUCUCGGACGUUUUGUUAGCGCGAGUUGAGCAACUUUAGGACACAGUUUUUCGGAGGUGAGGGGACGCGAGCGAAACGCUUUGGGAUAAAGGGACCAACUAAACCAGCGCGUAGGCUGCAGUCGGAUCGCUCCAGGUUAGCUAGCCUCGGCUCAGAGGAGUCUUCCUGAUCUGAGCAACACUGGCUGUUUCGCAGCCCCCCGCCAGGAAGUUUAGCACUGUGAAUGACCCGCUGCUGAUGCCCCAAAGGUCUGAAUGGAGUUCCAGUCGCAGAGAAGCCAACUGUUGUAGCUCCUUCAGCAGGAUGCUGAUGAGGCCAAGUAUACUUCUGUUUCUGGCUUUAUUCGCCCAAGUUUUAAGGACCCAGUGCCGGCCUGCCAACACUGAUGAAGUCUCUGUUGAAACGCAGGGCGAGCUGUUCACACUCUACCCCGGGGAUCGUCUGGAUCUAAGUUGCUCUGCCAGCGGCUCCCUCCAUGCUGUCAACUGGACCAAAGACCACGUGGCAGUAGUGGAUGGAGAACACACGCACAUCCGCAACGGCCAGCUGGAGAUCGAGGCAGUGGAGCUGACGGACUCUGGUCUGUACACAUGCACCACCUUUGGCAACCACAGCGUCUACUUCAACGUCACAGUUGAUACCCUGGCCUCAUCUGAGGAUGAUGAUGAAGAUGAAGAGUCAUCAUCGGAGGAAGCCAAACAGUUGGGCAGCCAAAAACUUAUGCCCAUGGCCCCACAAUGGGCUCACCCAGAAAAAAUGGAGAAAAAGCUUCACGCUGUCCCAGCCAGUAAGACCGUGAAGUUUCGAUGCCAGGCCAGCGGCAACCCAACUCCCACGCUGAAAUGGUACAAGAAUGGCAAGGAGUUCAAGAGAGACCAUCGCAUUGGCGGCUUCAAGGUCCGUGACCAUGUGUGGACCAUCAUCAUGGAAUCUGUAGUACCCUCUGACAAGGGAAACUAUACCUGUGUGGUGGAAAACCAGCACGGCAGCAUCAAUCACACCUACCAGCUAGAUGUAGUCGAGCGCUCUCCCCACAGGCCAAUCCUGCAGGCCGGCCUGCCGGCUAAUCGCACCGCAGUGGUGGGCAGCGACGUGGAGUUUGAGUGCAAGGUGUUCAGCGACCCUCAGCCUCAUAUCCAGUGGCUGAAGCACAUUGAGGUCAACGGGAGCCGAGUUGGUCCCGAUGGUUUACCGUAUGUCCGUGUCCUCAAGCAUUCUGGGGUCAAUAGCUCGGACGCUCAGGUGCUGACCCUCUACAAUGUGACUGAGGAGGAGAGCGGAGAGUAUAUAUGUAAAGUGUCCAAUUAUAUAGGAGAGGCCAAUCAGUCGGCCUGGCUGACUGUCACCAGAUAUGAGCCCACAGCUGUCUCACAGUAUCCUCCAACCAACCACACCUACCUGGAGGUUGUCAUCUACUGUGUGGGCUUCUUCUUCAUCGCUGUCAUGAUUGCCAUCGCAAUUAUUGUGAAGAUUCGCACCACCUCAAAGAAGAGCGACUUCAACAGUCAGCUGGCGGUCCACAAGCUGGCCAAAAGCAUCCCCCUGCGCAGACAGGUAACAGUGUCUGUGGACUCUAGCUCCUCCAUCCACUCUGGGGUGAUGCUGGUUCGUCCCUCCCGCCUCUCUUCCAGUGGAUCUCCAAUGCUGUCAGGGGUGUCUGAGUAUGAACUGCCCCAGGAUCCCCGCUGGGAGCUUCUCCGGGACAGACUUGUUCUCGGGAAGCCGCUGGGUGAAGGCUGCUUCGGUCAGGUGGUGAUGGGAGAGGCGCUGGGUCUCGACAAAGAGAAGCCAAACCGUGUGACCAAGGUUGCGGUCAAAAUGUUGAAAUCUGACGCCACAGAGAAAGACCUGUCAGACCUGAUUUCAGAGAUGGAGAUGAUGAAGAUCAUUGGGAAGCACAAGAACAUCAUUAAUCUGCUGGGAGCCUGUACACAGGAUGGUCCUCUGUACGUGAUAGUAGAGUACGCAUCCAAGGGUAACUUGCGGGAGUACUUGCGAGCUCGGCGCCCACCGGGCAUGGAGUACUGCUACAACCCAGACCAGGUUCCUGUCGAGAACAUGUCUAUCAAAGACCUGGUGUCCUGUGCUUACCAAGUGGCCCGAGGCAUGGAGUAUUUGUCCUCCAAAAAGUGCAUCCACAGAGAUCUUGCCGCUCGAAAUGUUUUGGUAACAGAGGACAGUGUGAUGAAAAUAGCUGACUUUGGCCUGGCAAGAGAUAUCCACCACAUUGAUUACUAUAAGAAGACCACCAAUGGUCGUUUACCAGUCAAGUGGAUGGCGCCCGAGGCUCUGUUUGACCGGAUAUACACACACCAAAGUGAUGUCUGGUCAUUUGGGGUGCUGCUUUGGGAGAUCUUCACCCUGGGAGGCUCUCCGUAUCCCGGCGUCCCAGUGGAAGAGCUGUUCAAGCUGCUGAAGGAAGGUCACCGUAUGGACAAGCCCACGACAUGCACUCAAGAGCUGUAUAUGAUGAUGAGGGACUGCUGGCAUGCUGUGCCCUCUCAAAGACCCACAUUCAAACAGCUGGUAGAGGACCUAGAUCGCUGCCUGGCCAUGACAUCCAACCAGGAGUAUUUGGAGCUGUCAGUGCCUCUGGACCAAUAUUCCCCCAGCUACCCGGACACCCGCAGCUCCACCUGCUCCUCUGGAGAGGACUCUGUCUUCUCCCAUGAUGCUGGAGCCGAGGAGCCCUGCCUGCCAAAGUUCCCUCCCCACCCCAACGGGGCAGCCAUUAAGAAACGCUGAUACCUCAUCUCCAUUCAGACAAGCACGGGCUGUUCCUCCGCUCCCUGCCUCAUGGGGUUGAACUUUUCCCCACAUUCCCAGAGAUGAAGCUAAAAAAAAAAACAAACAAAACACUGGUGCUCUGAGAGAAAGGAGCUUGGAGACACCUCGCAGAACUUGUUGGAUCACAUGGACUGACGAGUGAAGCCGUUUCCCGGUUCUUGGUGGUGGCGGUGUUUAUGGGGCACUUUGUUUUAACGGGAGUGGCAGUUCGUCACAGUGUCAGGAAAAAUAAAGAGCACAAUCCCGCUCUUCUCUCCACUUUGGGCAUUCCACAGGUCAUGAGAAUCAAAAGGACAGACUGUGAUUAUGUCCGUGGUUGUUUCAUCAGUAGUGAAGGACAGUAUUCUGCUUUUCAGACCAAAUCCAGAGAAUAUACGACCAAGGGACAUGCAGCUCUGUGAUCCACUGCAUCAUUCACUCUUGUAAAUACAGUUAGAAAAUUAUAAAUAUGAAUAUAUAUUUACAUUGUACUCUUAUUUUUAUUACCAUAAUUGAUUUAUUUUCUUUUGUACAAUGAUACUUUUUGUUUGAUCCAUUUUUAAAAAAAAAAAAUAUAGGCUGUAGGGGCAGAUGUUACAUGAGAAUAUGUUUAAAUUGCUGAGGAUUACAUGGCCAGUUUUUUUUUUUUUUUUUUUAAUCACAGCUUUGAUUCCCCUAAAUGUACUGCAUAAUCGUCAAUGGAGAACUAUAUAUAUUGGGUUUUCUAUUUUUUAACUCUAAGUGCUUUUCAUAAAACAACCUGCAGUACAGUAAAUGUCAGUGUUUGGGGUUUCUCUCCAUCAGAGGCGUGUGUGUGUGUGUGUGUGUGUGUGUGUGUGUUUUUAAAAAAAAAAAAAAAAAAAAAAUCUUGUAUCAUUCAAGAUUGUUCAUUUUCAAGGUUGGUCACAACUGUAAAUAUUCGUGGUUGUACGCCAUGCUUGUUAAAAUCCAGAGUCAUUUGCUUAAGUCAACAUCGUGCACUUCCACUGUGCAUGCCUUCCACGUGAUGAGCUUGUCUUCUACUGUAAAGGCUUUAACAGGACUUACAUUUGCUGCCAUAUAACUUCUGAUGAAGAGUCGCAGAACACGUAUGUCAUCGUAAAAGGAUUACAUUAAAUAAAAUGCUAUUGAAAUACAAA